AGCUAAGCUACGAUGCUCGUCGUCGGUGAAAUUUCCCGGCGAAGCGGAUUCGGUGUUUCUGCGGUGGUUCAGGCGACGCAUCUCAUAGCAUCUUGCUUCUAGCUGGCGAUUUCAGUAUACCUCGACCAAUUGUAUCAAUUUCUCGCGAUUAACGUAGCAGAGAGCUAUGGCUCUGAUCGAUGUCGCAAUAUCUUGUCUCAAUUCGAUCCGCGAAAUAGAAGAGGAAGUAAAAGAUGCUAUUGUGUAUAUUGAUGCUGGCUGCACUGAAAGUUUUCAGUUUGCAGGAGCUUUCCCUUUGUUCUUGGAACUAGGUGCUCGAGCAGUCUGCAGCCUUGAAAAUAUGACUUCUCUAGAUGCGGUGGCUGAUUGGAAUUCAAAGACUGAUUGUGCAAAGAGAAUUGUGAUUAUGACAUCUCGGCUUCUCAAUGAUGCUCAUCGAUAUAUGCUACGGUGUCUAAGCACCCAUGAAGCUGUUCAGCACUGCACAGUAUUCACGUCUAUUUCAGAGGGAUCUCACUCAGCCAUCCCUGAUUCACCUCUAGGUCCAGACGCGUAUCGAGAAUACGAAACCUUACUUGUUCAGGAUUACAAUGAACAUACUAAGAAAAGCGACAAAAUAUCUAAAGACAAAGGGGUUUCUAAGUUCUCUUCCGCACUUGAAUCCCUUACUCUGGAGCCCAUCAUAAGUGAAAAUAUAGAUAGUUCAUCAGGUGGUGUAGAAGGUUUGGUAGUCGCAGUGCACCACUUCCCCUUGAUUAUUUGUCCUUUCACUCCUCGAGCGUUUGUCUUACCUUCCCAAGGAUCAGUGGCAGAAGCGUCCUUGUCCCGUCAACAUGAAGAUUCUCUUAGUUUUGGUUUGCCUCCCGUAAGUACUGGAUCUAUGUCUGAUACUGAUGAUGUUCCUCCUGGUGCAACUCUUACGGCACAUUUUCUUUACCAACUGGCUCUUAAGCUGGAGUUGAAGUUGGAAAUAUUUUCUCUUGGUGACCUAUCAAAGAAUGUUGGGAAGAUUCUGACAGACAAUAUGUCAAGUCUUUAUGAUGUAGGGCGUCGUAAGCGAUCUGCUGGCUUGUUACUUGUUGACCGCACACUUGAUCUUAUCACUCCCUGCUGUCACGGAGAUUCACUAUUCGAUCGUAUCUUUUCAUCUUUGCCUCGGGCAGAAAGGUUUUCUUCACAAGCACAGCUUAAACAGGGGGUUCAAAGCAUCAAUCGUCCUUCUCUUGAUGUUCAAGUGCCGCUUGGGGAACUGCUUAAUGAAGAACCAAGCAAGAUUCGGGAUUCUGGUCUUCCUGAAGGAGUUGAAGCAUUUUUACGUGGCUGGGAUUCAUACACUUCUGAUCCACAAAAUGUUGGCCUGCUUAAUGAAUGUGACAAGAAAUCUACUGCCAGCUGGAAUGAACUAUUAAAUGGAUCUCUUGUCGCUACUGAAUGUUUUAGAGGAACACCUUACUUAGAGGCCAUGAUUGAUAGGAAAACAAAGGAUGGAAGUGUACUGGUGAAGAAAUGGCUUCAAGAGACUCUGCGUCGCGAAAAUAUCUCUGUUAACGUGAGAGCUCGUCCUGGUUAUGCCACAAAACCGGAGCUCCAGGCCAUGAUCAGAGCAUUGUCCCAAAGCCAGUCGUCUUUGUUGAAAAACAAAGGGAUAAUUCAGUUAGCGGCAGCUACAGCCGCUGCUCUUGAUGAAUCUCAAAGUGCCAAAUGGGAUACUUUUAGCAGUGCGGAGAUGAUGUUAAAUGUAAGUGCUGGUGAUACGAGUCAGGGUUUGGCUGCUCAAAUUAGUGACCUGAUCAACAAAAGCGCUGUGGCAGAACUUCAAGCUAAGAAAAAUGAGAAACCAGAUACCUUGUCACGAGGACUGCUAUCUUUCCGUGAUGCCCUGCUCCUUACAAUUGUUGGUUACAUUCUUGCUGGUGAGAAUUUCCCUACCUCUGGCUCUGGUGGGCCUUUCUCUUGGCAAGAAGAGCAUUUUCUAAAAGAAGCCAUUGUCGAUGCUGCUCUAGAGAAUCCAUCAGUUGGAAAUCUCAAGUUUCUUAAUGGGUUGACAGAAGAACUUGAGGGCAGAUUGAAUCGUCUCAAGACCGAGGAAACCAAAGAAAGUCCCUCUGAUGAUCAAUUAGACAUUGAUGCUCUUGAUGAUGAUCCAUGGGGAAAAUGGGGUGACGAGGAAGACGAAGAAGUUGAAAAUAGUAAAGCAGAGGAGUCCUAUGACGAUAUGCAGCUGAAGCUGGAUUUGCGUGAUAGAGUAGACAGCUUAUUUAGGUUUCUCCACAAGUUAUCGAGUCUAAGAACAAGGAAUCUACCACUAAGGGAAGGCUCAUUGGCUUCAGAAAGCAGCUUUCCUGGCGAUCCUUCUGGAAACAAAGGGCUACUCUACAGGCUUAUAGCAAAAGUGUUGAGCAAACAAGAGAUACCUGGUUUAGAAUACCAUUCUUCUACUGUCGGAAGGUUUCUUAAAAGUGGGUUUGGAAGGUUUGGUCUUGGUCAGGCAAAACCAAGUCUUGCAGACCAGAGUGUUAUUCUUGUCUUUGUCAUUGGAGGAAUCAAUGGUCGAGAGGUUUUCGAAGCUCAAGAGGCUGUGUCAGAGAGCGGAAGACCAGACAUUAACCUGGUUAUUGGAGGAACGACACUUCUAACUCCUGACGACAUGUUCGACUUAUUGGUGGGACAGUUCAGCCAUUUUUGAUCUCCUUCACAAUACCUCACUCUCAUAACCUCUGUUAUUAGCUUGUAAGCCUAUGUAUUAGAAAGAAAGAGAAAUAAACCAUUUAUAUGAGCGAAUGUUAAAUUUACAAAAUAUAGUUCCAUUUUCGAGAGAAAACAAGAGAAUUGGGUAUUUAUUGUGAA
Messenger RNA from Capsella rubella, 2847 nucleotides. Its product is annotated as sec1 family domain-containing protein MIP3. NCBI's taxonomy places the organism in Eukaryota, Viridiplantae, Streptophyta, Magnoliopsida, Brassicales, Brassicaceae. Gene Ontology annotation, biological process: vesicle-mediated transport; intracellular protein transport. The transcript is spliced from 7 exons. Bases 167 to 2686 code for a protein of 839 amino acids. The record is from RefSeq and is a predicted model, not a curated record.